AUGCCCGGUCGCCCGCCCAAGCGACCGGCGGAAGCUGGCGAUCCUGCCACCACCGACGCCGACACUGCUGCUGCCGCCGCCGCCGCUGUUGCUGCUGGUCAUGGCAAGGUGAAGCUGCCGCGUCUCGACAAGGGCGGCCAGGAGGACUUCUCCUCCGUCGUCAAGAACCGUCUGUCGUCUUACACGAGGACCGGCCAGGCCUGCGACAGAUGCAAGGUCAGAAAGAUCCGCUGCGAUGCCCUCCCCGAAGGAUGCUCCCACUGCGUCAACCAGAAUCUCGACUGCUUCGUCACCGAUCGCGUCACCGGCCGAACCGAACGUCGAGGGUACCUGCAGGAACUCGAGCGGGAAAAGACCGACAUGAUGAACCACAUACGCGACCUCGAGAAGCUCCUCGAGAACAACGGCAUCGAAGUCAAGCCCUGGACCUGGGCCCCCUACGGCAUGGCCUACCCUCCACCAGGCGUCACCUACGAUCAUAUGGGCAAUGCCGUCGAGGACCCGGCCGAGAAGGAUGCCUGGACAAAGGUCGGGUCCGUCUGGGUCAAGAAUUACAACUUCAAGCCGCCCGCGAGUCGCUCCUUUCCCCGGUCAUCACUCGAGUCGCGUCCUGUUCACAACCACAUUGGCGUAGGUGGCGACAGCGCCCUUCUCAGCUCCAUCAAGGGCACACGCCUGUCCAUCCUCGGCACUACGAUAGACGUCACCUCCUUCGACGCCCCUGACAUGGACGAGCCCGUACCCGAUGCCAAGAUCUCCCAGCCGCUCUACAACAAGUCCCUCCAGUCCUUCCUGCAGUCAUGUAUGAACAUCAACCCGCCCGUCAAUAUCGAACUCCCCUCGCGAAGCGACGCAUUUACAUACUCGGAGUGGUAUUUCCUCAUGAUCUGGCCAUUCCUGCCCUGGGUCGAACACUUCCUCUGCCUACCUGUGCUUGCUGCUGACCAUCCCUUCAAGCUGACUCGCAUGUACGACGAACCCGACUUUGAGCCAGAGGUUCCCGAUCUGGUCAUGGUGCACAUGGUCUUUGCCACAAUCUACUUCCAGUACGGCGUGAGGAACUGGGAGCAGCAGGAGAGCCGUUCCCAGCUGAAUGAGCUGUCUAACAAACACUACCACUUUGCUCUGAGCAAAAUGUACGACUUGGCCUCGGCGCAGUCUGUCGCUGCCGUGCAAGCCAUGGCCAUGAUUUCUGCUCACAGCCGCGCCUUCCCAAAGCCUGGAUGCGGCUCUAUGGUCACCAACUUUGCCUUCCACUGUGCCAUUGACCUCAACCUGCACCGCGCUGCCAAGGCGCCGGGUGAGACGACAAAUCUGGAAAACGAGAUCCGCAAGCGCACUUGGUGGACUAUUCUGACCGUGUACGUCACCCUGAACGGGCGCCUCGGACGGCCUAUGCCCAUCAAUGUGGAGGAGUAUGAUGUCGACUUCCCCGAGCCCAUUGCGGACGAGGCGCUGACACCAGAGGGCGUCGACACUUCCGUGACAACGCCCUGCAAUUACCACGUCGGUUUGGCUGGAUUCAAGAUCGUCCCUCUCUUCAUGGAGAUGUACUCCAACAUCUACAGCGUAAAGCGUGAUCCGAAGAACUACGCCGACGUCGUAAAUGCGUUGGAGGAGCAGCUUCAACUGUGGAAGGACAGCCUACCAGAAAACCUCCAACUCAACCUUGCCGGCCAGACAGAACACGAAGGCAAAAUGUAUGCACUAUACAUACAGAUGUAUGCGCUCGAGUUCCGUCUUUGUUUGCGUCAUCCAUCUGUGGCCAUGACAAGCGACCGCAAGAUGCUCCUGGAGAAUGCCCGAAUCUGCGAGGAGACAGCGGCGCACAUGCUCAAGGCCACCAAAUGCAUUCUGAAGCUGAAAUCCUUGGAUACGACGUGGUAUCAAAUCGCGGUCUAUGGCGCCGCAAUCUUCACAACUUUGGUCGCCCACUGGGAAAGGAGGUUCGAGACGACCCCUAACCAGAUCGCCAACAUUCGCUCUGACAUGAGAGACUGGAUGGAAAUUAUCAACGCCACAGUAUCACUAAUCGGAACGGGAUCUGGCAUCAGCAACGAAAUCAAUCUCAUCAUUGAGAGAACAAUCAGUUGGAUCGAGCACGACUCCAAGCAAAAGGAAGGAUCGCUGCCUCAAACGAUUAAGCCCGACCCGGCAGACUCGACACCUUUCCAGCUUUCGGCACAGCCGCAGUCUACACAGGCCUUGGCCGCGAGUGCUGCCGAGACAGCUGCGAAGGCGUUCUACGCAGAAUCGGCCAACCAGAACGGAAACACGCCGUACCCGUCCCUGGCAUACGCCGAGCAGCCCGGAAACAAUAGUCUGGCUGCCAAUGCUGCUUUUGAGGCGAACAACGCCUACUCUUACACGCCUGCAGUGCAGGCGACCGGGGCGGCAGACGAGACCUCGGCCGAGACCAACCCCUUGAUUGCGUUUGCUUCACAGGCAACUCAACAUGUGGCUGACCCAACUGGCUCCGCUGCCGCUGCCGAGCUUCUGUGGCGACAAUCCGCAUCUCAGGGCAAUACCUGGCACGACUGGACCGCUGCGAUGGCCGACAGCCAAGACAGGUACAGCGCUAACGCCCUCUUGACGCUGGGCGGCGGCCCUAGGGAUCCGAACGCAGUAUCAGAAGCGGCUACUGUGGCCGAAAUGGCCGCUGUCACAGCCGCGCCGGUAGGCCAGUGGCCACUUCUCCUCUUCGAUGGCCCGGGAGGUGGUGGUGGCCAAUGA
Messenger RNA from Colletotrichum chrysophilum, 2733 nucleotides. RefSeq lists its product as uncharacterized. Lineage: Eukaryota; Fungi; Ascomycota; Sordariomycetes; Glomerellales; Glomerellaceae. Gene Ontology annotation, molecular function: DNA-binding transcription factor activity, RNA polymerase II-specific; zinc ion binding; DNA binding. The record is from RefSeq and is a predicted model, not a curated record. The coding region runs from base 1 to 2733 and encodes 910 amino acids. The transcript is spliced from 4 exons. Gene Ontology annotation, biological process: regulation of DNA-templated transcription; DNA-templated transcription.